Messenger RNA from Canariomyces notabilis, 751 nucleotides. RefSeq lists its product as uncharacterized. The transcript has a single exon. NCBI's taxonomy places the organism in Eukaryota, Fungi, Ascomycota, Sordariomycetes, Sordariales, Chaetomiaceae. The record is from RefSeq and is a predicted model, not a curated record. The coding region runs from base 148 to 642 and encodes 164 amino acids.
GGUAUAAGUAUCAGACCCGUCUCUCCAGUUGCGGUAUCUGAGUUGCCGAGGUCGAACAUCCACCGCCAUCUCUUUGAAGAAAUCCAGCUGGAUAUCAACGGCCACGAUAGGCUGACGUUCUUGAGAACCACCCUCUGUGCGCAAACAAUGAAGGUAAGGUAUCUUCGUCUGCAUUCGAAUUCCCUAGCCCAUCUCCCACCACAUUGUCAGUGCCGGAACCAGACGCUAACCCAGGCGGACUCAACCCAGACCACCAACGCCGCACUUUUUCUCGUCAGCCUUGCGCUGAGCGCUCGGCCGCUGCUCGCAGCACCCGUUGGCUCGCCCGCUAGCGAGACAUCUCGCAACCCGGCCAACGUGCUGGCGAAGCGCUCCUGGGUCCUGAACUGCACCCAUGGGGAGACCGAGAGGUGCAUGGGCAACUGGGGUACGUUUUGCGACGGUUCCUGGGUCAUGUCGGACGACUGGUGGUGCUACGACCACUGCCGUUGUUACUGGCAGUAUGACUGCGGGCAUUUGACUGGAUGCCGGACUGGCGGCCCGGGAGAGGAUGAAAAGGGGGAGGGAGAGGGAGGCGGUGCGACUGAGGCGGUCGAGGCGGCUGUGCAGCCGACCGACGUGGAGACCCCCCAGACAAAGUGAUUGUUGCAUGUGUUCGUCGGUUUCGUUCGAGUACUGUAUCUGUAGUACCUACCUGCCUUAGAUAAGAAUCACUCUGUACUCUUUUGACUAGGGUACAUUGACUCACCUU